Molecule: messenger RNA, 2867 nt
Organism: Ziziphus jujuba (common jujube)
Lineage: Eukaryota; Viridiplantae; Streptophyta; Magnoliopsida; Rosales; Rhamnaceae
Product: BTB/POZ domain and ankyrin repeat-containing protein NPR1
Exons: 5
Coding region: 995-2797 (600 amino acids)
Biological process (GO): regulation of salicylic acid mediated signaling pathway; systemic acquired resistance, salicylic acid mediated signaling pathway; defense response to bacterium
Cellular component (GO): nucleus
Molecular function (GO): protein binding
Source: RefSeq, a predicted model, not a curated record
GGAGCCAGAGAGCGAGAGAGAGAGAAAAGUUGCCAUUAUCCACAAAUCUGUCCACCCUUUGAUGCGUGCAAUCUGAAACUUACUUUAUUUUAUUUUAUUUUAAUAUUAUUUCUUGAAUUAUCUUAUCUUUGUCUUUGUUGUUAAAAUAAUAGAAUAAACUUAAUCAUUUUAUUUUUAUUUUUAUAUUAUUUCUCGGAUUAUAUUUUAUUUUCUUUGGUGAAAUAAUUUCUUGGAUCAUCUAAUCUUUGUCUUUGGUGUUAAAAUAGUAUAAUAUAUGUCGAGGUCCUCUGUAUGAUAGUUUUAGUUCUAUAAAUCUUGUUUUCCUUUUCCUCAGUCAAAAAUAACAUUCACAUAACUUAAAUCUGAAUUUUCUGUUUUUCCAGCUUCUUUUUUUUCUUUUUUUUUCUUUUUUGGGUAUAAUUCUUUUGAAGAAUGGUUUCCCUCUGUUUCUUGCCCGAUUCUUGUUGAAUUCCUCAGCUUUUUGAAGCCUGAAGUUUCUUUCUUUUUCCCAGUCAACGUCCCAGGUCUUUCAUAAGCCUCUAGUCCUCUUUGUUGCUGCAGCUUUUACUAUCUCCUUUCGCUGCAUCGUUUCACUAUUCAAGCUAAGUCAAUGGUGGUUUAGAUGUUGUUUUUUAAUUUCCAAGUUGUGGAAAUCUUUUCAGGAUUUAAAGUUAAUAAAGUUCAUGAUUAUUGGAUUCUUGGUUUUCUUUUAUAGAAGUUUUAGAUUUUCUGGGGGCAGAUGAUUUUCUAUAGAAAGAAAGAAAAUUUAUGAUUUUUUUUUUGUUCACUAUUUUUAACAAGUGGGUAGUGCGUGAAAAUGAAGCACUGAAUUUUGUGUUAGCUAAUUUCUUCCUCUUACACUGUUUAUGAGCUAUUUGGGAGAAGUUGGAAGCGUUUUUCCAAUGGAUUCCUGCAAAACUAUAUUCUGUUUUUCUUGAUAGUCAUAGCCUUUGUUAAGGGAUUCAAAAGUACAUUAAAAAAAAAAAAAAAAUUCAUGGAAAACAUCAAUGAACUUUCUUCAUCAUUGAGCUUUGCCUCAUCUUCAUAUAUAUCAAAUGGGUCUAGCGAUCACAAUUUAUCUAGUAUAUCUGCUUGUGCUAGUUCUGAACCUUGGCAAAAUCCUGAAAAUUUAAGUCUGAGCAGACUCAGUAGCAAUAUAGAGAAGCUACUGAUUGAUCCUGAAUAUGACUAUAGUGAUGCUGAGAUUGUUGUUGAGGAAAAAGUGGUGGGAGUGCAUAGGUGUAUUUUAGCUGCGAGGAGCCAGUUUUUCCAUGAGCUAUUCAAGAAGGCAAAUGAGGGUUCGAAAAUGGAAGGUAAACCAAAAUAUCUGAUGUCUGAAUUGGUACCUUAUGGGAAGGUUGGAUUUGAAGCUUUCAAUGUUUUCUUGAAUUAUUUGUAUACUGGUACUGGAAAGCUUAAGCCAUCACCUCCAGAAGUAUCAACGUGUGUUGAUGAUGGUUGUGCCCACGAUGCGUGUCGGCCUGCUAUUGAUUAUGCUGUGGAAUUGAUGUAUGCUUCUGCUACUUUCCAAAUGAAAGAGCUUGUUCUUCUUGUUCAGCGGCGGCUUUCAAACUUUGUUGAGAAAGCUCUUGUGGAAGAUGUAAUUCCAAUUCUCUUGGCUGCCUUCCAUUGCCAACUGAACCAUCUUCGCUCGCACUGCAUCCAGAGGGUAGCAAGGUCAAAUCUUGACAAUUUGUCUUUAGAGAAAGAGCUUCCUUAUGAAGUUCUAACUGAAAUCAAGUCAUUGCGCCGUGCAUCUGAGCAAGAGGAAGAAUCUAGUGGGAUAGAAAUGAGAGAGCCAACUCAGGAGAAGAGAAUCAAGAGAAUCCACAAAGCAUUGGACUCUGAUGAUGUUGAACUGGUCAAGCUUCUUCUGAGUGAAUCUGACAUUACUCUUAAUGAUGCUUGUGCACUCCACUAUGCUGUUGCAUACUGCGAUCCUAAGGUUGUCAAGGAGGUCCUUAGUAUAAACUUGGCUGAUCUAAAUCUCCGCAACCCUCGAGGACAUACUGUGCUUCACAUCGCUGCAAGACGUAAGGAGCCAUCAGUUCUCGUGGCACUUUUGGACCAGGGAGCAUCUGCAAUGGAGACUACAUUGGAUGGGCAAACAGCUGUUGCAAUUUGCCGCAGAUCAACUAGGCCAAAGGACUAUAACGAGGAUACGAAGCAGGGAGAGGAAUCUAACAAGGAUCGAAUAUGCAUUGACGUUCUUGAGAGAGAGAUGCGAAGAAAUUCAAUGUCUGGGAAUAUGAUAAUGAAAUCACAGGUCAUGGCUGAUGAUUUGCAUGUGAUGCUGAACCUCCUGGAAGAUAGAGUGGCGUAUGCAAGGUUGUUGUUUCCGGCUGAAGCCAGGAUAGCUAUGGAGAGGGCAGAUGCUCAUUCCACCUCAACGUACACUGGCCUCUCAGCAUUGAGAGGAUCGAAUGGGAACUUAAGAGAGGUUGAUUUGAAUGAAACACCAUCCGUACAGAAGAAAAAACUCCAAGAACGACUACAAGCCCUGAUGAAAACAGUGGAAAAGGGCCGGCGAUUUUUCCCCCAUUGCUCAGAAGUGCUUGAUAAGUUUUUGGACGAUGAUGAUAUGCCUGAUGUUUACUUCCUGGAAAAGGGAACUCCGGAAGAGCAAAGGUUGAAGAAAAUGCGGUACAUGGAACUCAAAGAGGAUGUGCAGAAGGCAUUCUACAAGGACAUGGCUGAGAAGAACUGGUCAGGAUUGUCUACCACCUCCUCCUCCUCAUGCACCUCUUCUCCAAAGGAGGGUGUCAAUUACAGGGUCCGGAAAAGGAGUAAUUCUUAAGAGCCUAUAUUCUGGCUUUUCUGUAUAAUAGCAGAGAUAUAACAAACUACAAUGCAUGCUGUGUUAUAUA